AUGAGCGGUGGCGUCGCAGAUUUGUCCUAUUACUGCUUGUAUAAAGACUCGAGUUCGCAAGCAAUCAUCAUCCCUACACCACUCCCCGUCACUGCCGCCCCCUCUUCAAUUACCGUUACCAUGUCGCGGCCAGUUUCAGCACUGACCCCUGUCAUCCCUCGAUCUCGUGCAACGCAUCCCAACCUUCACAUCCGCACCGCUCACGAUGCCCAUGUUGUUUUUGAGGCAGUGAGACGUGGCCUCUUGCCCAUGAUCACACACCGUCUCAGUGCGGCCGAUCGUGAUUUGCUUCGCUCCGGAGAGGUCUUCUGUUGGGAGGAAGCAGAUUACAAAGGAGGUCUCGAGAGAUGGACGGACGGGCGGAAAUGGAGCCAGUCCCGGAUGCGCGAACCCUUCUUGUUCUACACCGAGAAUGUCAUGAUGACUCCUGAAGAAAAGGAAGCCAAGGCAGCGAGACGUGCCCGCAAGCCAUCCGAUUCUCGCGAGCGUAGCAAGGCUCCCCAGCCUUUCAGGCGACAGGAUCGCCCUGCCAAACCAGAUGGCCUUACAAAACAGACUUAUUCGGCUUGGGUCACCCUUCCUGGUACAACUACUGCUCGCAAAUGGCACUUGACUGCAUACUUCACUGGCAAUGACUACCACGGCCUCCCGACUGUCGACCAGGAUCCACUACUAUCGCAAAUAAUCGUGCCACUGAACGUAUACGUCACCGGCAAAGGGCUGACAAGGAAAUCCGACAGACGGCCCCCAUCGCAAGAUCUGGAUAGCGAAUCUAGGUUGAGUCCGGAUCUGGACCAACGAAGCUCGGUGUCGUCCGACUGCGGCGUGUCCCCGUUGACCCCCUCUCCCAUAUCAUCCUUUACCCAGUAUCGCAACAGUGGCUCGUACUUGGGCAAGGGAAGCGACCCAACGACUAGUCCAUGGUCAGCAUCGUCGACGCUAUCUUUGGUCUCGAGUACUCCCCCAUUGCCAUCCCCCCUCCACCAACCACAGUCGACUCCAUACGCUGGCUAUUUCUCUCAGGGUGUUCCUGCGCAUGCACCUCAAUCAUACCCUACAGGUAAUCGCGUACUCCCUCCUCCCAGUGCAUUAGCCUCCUGGAGGGAUGAUGCUGAACAGAUCAACACCUCGACGCCCUACAGCAGCCAACCGUCGCAUAAUGCCUACGGCAACCGUUCCUCUAUAGAUCAACGUGCUGUCUCGGCUUUCCGAAUUCAACUCUGA
Messenger RNA from Rhizoctonia solani, 1224 nucleotides. RefSeq names its product cAMP-independent regulatory protein pac2. The coding region runs from base 1 to 1224 and encodes 407 amino acids. Gene Ontology annotation, molecular function: DNA binding. Lineage: Eukaryota; Fungi; Basidiomycota; Agaricomycetes; Cantharellales; Ceratobasidiaceae. The transcript has 6 exons. The record is from RefSeq and is a predicted model, not a curated record.